Molecule: messenger RNA, 2877 nt
Organism: Cladophialophora yegresii CBS 114405
Lineage: Eukaryota; Fungi; Ascomycota; Eurotiomycetes; Chaetothyriales; Herpotrichiellaceae
Exons: 3
Coding region: 1-2877 (958 amino acids)
Biological process (GO): endoplasmic reticulum to Golgi vesicle-mediated transport; intra-Golgi vesicle-mediated transport; intracellular protein transport
Cellular component (GO): cytoplasm; COPI vesicle coat
Molecular function (GO): structural molecule activity
Source: RefSeq, a predicted model, not a curated record
AUGGCGGCUUUUCUGGACAAUUCCUACAGUCUCGUCCACCUGGACAACACCGCGGACCAGCCGAACCAGCAGGAUCUGAAGACGCAGCUGGAAAAGGGCACGGAUGAGACUAAGCUGGAGACUAUGCGAAGGAUCCUCACCACAAUGCUCAACGGCGACCCUAUGCCCAAUCUGUUAAUGCAUAUUAUCCGUUUCGUCAUGCCCUCGAAGAGCAAGCCUUUGAAGAAAUUACUCUACUUCUACUACGAAAUCUGUCCCAAGCUGGAUGCAAACGGGAAGCUGAAGCAGGAAAUGAUUUUGGUCUGCAACGGGAUCCGAAACGACCUUCAACAUCCUAACGAGUUCGUCCGCGGCAACACUUUGCGAUUUCUCUCCAAACUUCGAGAACCCGAAUUAAUCGAACCCCUCCUUUCCGCCGCCCAGACCUGCCUCGACCACAGACAUGCAUAUGUGCGAAAGAACGCCGUAUGGGCUCUGGCCUCCGUCCAUCAGCACGCCCAGCACCUUAUUCCCGAUGCCCCUGAGAUGCUCCAUACCUUCCUAGUGGGAGAGAGCGACACAACAUGCAAGAGAAAUGCGUUUGCUGCAUUGAUGAGCAUAAGUCACGAGAAAGCACUGGAAUACCUGACCGGUGUCUUGGACGGGGUGCCCAAUGCAGAUGAGCUGCUACAGUUGGUUGAGCUUGAAUUCAUUAGAAAAGAUGCGAUCCAGAACCAGGCAAACAAGGCGCGAUAUUUGCGGUUGAUCUUCGAUCUGCUGGAAGCGAACACGAGCACCGUCGUAUACGAAGCGGCAACCUCUCUAACCACCUUGACGAGCAAUCCCGUAGCCGUCAAGGCAGCGGCUGGGAAGCUGAUCGAACUCAGCAUUAAAGAAGCUGACAACAACGUGAAGUUGAUUGUGCUCGACCGGGUUGACCAACUGAGGCGGCGAAACGAAGGGGUCCUGGAUGACCUUACCAUGGAAAUUCUGCGCGUUUUAUCGAGUCCCGACCUGGAUGUUCGAAGGAAGGCUCUGUCAAUCGCAAUGGAGAUGGUUUCGAGCAAAAAUGUGCAAGAAGUCAUCAUGCUACUCAAAAAGGAGCUCAGCAAGACGGUGGUGGAGCAAUACGAAAAGAACUCCGAAUACCGGCAGCUUUUGAUUCAGUCGAUCCAUCAUUGCGCCAUCAAGUUCUCCGAGAUCGCGGCCAGCGUUGUUGAUGUUCUCAUGGACUUCAUCGCGGAUUUCAACAACAGCUCCGCCGUGGAUGUCAUCUCCUUCGUGAAAGAGGUGGUAGAGAGGUUCCCCAAGCUCAGAUCUUCAAUCAUAGAACGAUUAGUGUCGACUCUGGGCGAGGUCCGCGCGGGCAAGGUCUACCGUGGCUCGCUCUGGGUCAUCGGCGAGUAUUCCUUGCAAGAGAACGACAUCAAGGAGGCGUGGAAGCGCAUUCGAGCCAGUCUCGGAGAGAUCCCUAUUCUCGCCUCUGAACAGCGGUUACUGGAUGAGCAAUCGAAUGAGGAUGGCGAGCAGAAAGACCAAGUCAACGGUCAUGCAGCAGUCAAGGCGGCCUCUACCGGCUCUCGCAAGGUUCUGGCUGAUGGCACGUAUGCUACGGAGACAGCACUCACAAGCGAUUCAGCAGCAAAAGCCAGGUUGGAAGCAGUCAAAGCGGCGCAGAAGCCACCGCUUAGACAGCUUGUUCUUGAUGGCGACUAUUACCUGUCUACGGUGCUUUCUGCCACUCUUACAAAAUUGGUCAUGCGCCACUCAGAGAUCUCCUCCGACCAGGCCCGAACAAACGCCUUACGCGCAGAAGCCAUGCUUAUCAUGAUCUCGAUAGUCCGGGUAGGACAGUCACACUUUGUGAAGGCACCCAUUGACGAGGACUCGGUGGACCGGAUCAUGUCCUGCGUACGCGCCCUGGCAGAGUUUUCUGAGCGUAAAGAGCUUGAAAUAUCGUUUCUGGACGACACGAGAAAAGCCUUCCGUGCCAUGGUGGAGGUCGAGGAGAAGAAACGUGCAGACAAGGAUGCGGUCGAGAAGGCGAAGACAGCCACACAGGUGGAUGACGUUCUCUCAAUACGGCAGUUGUCAAAGAAAAGUGCUCAGGACGGCAUGGACGAGAUGGAGAUUGACCUGGAGAAAGCGACCGGAGGCGAUGCUUCCUUUGAAGACUUGUCCUCCAAGCUGAGCCGGGUAGUGCAACUCACGGGGUUCUCAGAUCCUGUAUAUGCCGAGGCCUAUGUCAAGGUGCACCAAUUCGACAUCAUUCUCGACGUGCUACUUGUCAAUCAAACGCAAGAAACACUGCAGAAUCUCUCGGUGGAGUUUGCGACGCUAGGCGACCUCAAAGUGGUUGAGCGGCCAACCACGCACAAUCUGGGGCCACAUGAUUUCCUGAAUGUGCAAUCGACAAUCAAAGUGUCUAGCACGGACACGGGCGUCAUCUUUGGCAACAUUGUGUAUGACUCGCCAUCCGGAACGGAUACGCACGUGGUUAUACUGAACGACAUUCAUGCGGACAUCAUGGACUAUAUCCAGCCAGCGACCUGCUCAGAAUCCGCCUUCCGGACCAUGUGGACGGAAUUCGAAUGGGAGAACAAGGUGAACAUCAACAGCAAAGCGACGAGCAAGAGCCUUCGGGAGUUCUUGGACCAACUGAUGAAGAGUACGAACAUGACGUGUCUGACGCCCGAAGCUGGUUUGAAGGGCGACUGCCAAUUCUUGAGCGCCAAUCUUUAUGCACGUAGCGUUUUCGGUGAGGAUGCAUUGGCGAACUUGAGUAUAGAAAAGACGGCGGACAACUCGAUUGUCGGCUUCAUCCGAAUUCGGUCACGUUCCCAAGGGUUGGCCUUGAGCCUGGGGUCGCUGAAAGGUCUGAAGGCCGGCACCUAUUGA